UGCCCGUAAUUGCACGUCGCUGCUGAUAAAUCUCUUUAAUGAGUAGUCUCGCCAUCUUUUGGGGGGUCUUUGUCCGCUUAAACCGCUGGAAGCAUGAGUGCCAGAGGUGGAACGCCUUACAUUGGCAGCAAAAUAAGUUUGAUAUCGAAGGCACAGAUUCGGUAUGAAGGCAUAUUGUCCUCGGUGGACACAGAACGGUCCACGGUUGCCUUAGCCAAAGUGAAGUCCUAUGGGACAGAGGACCGGCACACCGACAGCCCGGUGCCACCCAAAGAUGAAGUGUAUGAGUUUAUAAUAUUCAGAGGAAGCGACAUAAAGGACAUCACUGUGUCGGAACCAACAAAGCCGCAUCAUGGGCUCCCUCGAGAUCCUGCUAUUGUACAGUCCUCUGUCGGCAGCUCCUCAGGUGGAUAUCCCCCACGCUGGAGCCCAUACAGAGAGAUGAUGCCUACUUACAACCAGCUGGCUGCCAACUCUCUGCUGAACCAGCAGUACAAUGCAGCUUUGGGUCUAGGUCCAGGAUUUCACGGCAUCCCUCCCAGAAGAGCUCCCAUGGUAGAACAAGCUGUUCAAACCGUACCUUUGGCGGGCAACGCUGCGAGAAAAGGGAAAUCCUCAACCCAGCCGCAGGUCAGACAGGCCGUUAGCCCGGCCCAGCGGUCUGGCUCCCAAGUUCAGAAAGAAAAUGUACCCACUUCUCCCCGGCCGCCUGCAGGCAAGACACAAAGCCAACGUGCUGAUAAUCCCAAACAAAGAGGAAAACAAGGAAGUCGCAGGCCCAGGAACCGGAACAGAGGUCAGCUUCUUGUGAACUCCAAGUCUACAACUUUGAAAUUUGAAUCAGAUUUUGAUUUUGAAAGUGCAAACGCUCAGUUUAAAGACGACCUCACAAAGGAGAUUGUAGUUGAGAAGGUGGACUCUGGGGAGGCCCCUGAGAUUCAGUGUACGCAGGAGGAAGAGACACUCGGGGUUAAGUACUAUAACAAGAGCAAGGGCUUCUUUGACAACAUCUCAUCUGACAUAAAGCCCAGAAGGACCUCAUGGGCAGAGGAGAAGAAAUUAAACAUGGAGACGUUUGGAGUACCAGGCCGCUUCCUGAGAAGCCGAGGAUUCCGGGGGCGGGGCCACAGAGGGCAGAGCACUGCUGAGCAGCGAACCCUCCCAAAAAUUGGCGGUGGGAGAGAGUAAAGUUGAUUUGUUUUUUUUUUGUAAAUACAUUGUAGUUUUCUACUUAUUUAAUAAGUGCCUCCCCUUUUUCAAUUUGACGCACUCAAAAUUUUUUGUUUCUUCAACCUAAAUCUACAUUAAUGUAAAUGUACAUUUUGUAGUAUCUAAAAAUGGGAGCGAAAUUUCUUUUAAUCCAGCAGUGAAUGUUUACAUUUGUAGUUUAGCAUGCAGUGUAAGACUUGUCCUUGAACAGAGCAUCAGACAUGCAAUUUAAUUUUGUUUCAAUAGUUCUGGAUAUUAUUUGCUCGACUGUCCACAUGUAAAUCCAAAGUGAAAUGGGCAGCCAAAUGUACUUUAUUUCCCCCCCCCCAACUUCUACUGUUUGUAAAACACUCAAGUGUAACAGCUGCUAUUAAAUAAGGUGGUUAAUAGAAACCAUUUUUCCCGUCUCUUUACUGCAAAUGUCCAUUGAGGAAGCAACUUCUGAUAUAACCUUUGUUCAAAGGUUAUAUCAGGUUGUAUGUUCAAACCUUUGUUGUACCUCAGUUUUUGUUUAAUCCAUUCCAAAGGGGCCAUUAAAUAAAAUAAAAUAAAAUUGCCAUAAAUUAUGUAGAACAAAUAUUUUAACACAAAACUCAAUAGUUACAUGCAGAAAGCCAAAAAAGCAUAUGACAAAUUAUAUGGAUAAAUUAACAUUUAGCCUCACUUACCUUUUUAUUAAAGACUGGAUGGUGAUUGGGAGGGGAGAAACCUCACAUAUGCUGCCGCUGCAUUUUCUUGAAUUCAAUAUUGAAGUGAAUUAUAUUUAUAUAGCGCUUUUCUCUAGUGACUCAAAGCGCUUUUACAUAGUCAAACCCAAUAUCUAAGUUACAUUUAAACCAGUGUGGGUGACACUGGGAGCAGGUGGGUAAAGUGUCUUGCCCAAGGACACAACGGCAGUGACUAGGAUGGCUGAAGCGGGAAUCGAACCUGGAACCCUCAAGUUGCUGGCACGGCCACUCUACCAGCCGAGCUAUACCGCCCCAUAAUAUUGGUAUUAUACCGAAGAACGUAUGGACAAUGGCAAUUUUGCUUGCAUCAACUGACUCAACCACUGGGCGAGACAGCUGUGCAACACAACACGUCACGCUGUCGCCACUCUAGCGUUAAAUGUAUGCAAUACUUGUACUGAUUGAUAUUGUUACUCCUGGUUUUCUUAAUAUACAUUAGUCUGAAUUGUACUUGUAUGUGUAUAACGCUAAGAAACUGUCAAUCUUAAAAACCUGCUUUGACUUAAAUGUCAGACUUUUACAAUGGUAGAAUGUCCUUUUUACCCCCC
Molecule: messenger RNA, 2485 nt
Organism: Entelurus aequoreus (snake pipefish)
Lineage: Eukaryota; Metazoa; Chordata; Actinopteri; Syngnathiformes; Syngnathidae
Product: protein LSM14 homolog B-like
Exons: 8
Coding region: 94-1188 (364 amino acids)
Molecular function (GO): mRNA binding
Source: RefSeq, a predicted model, not a curated record